GCAUGGCGGGAGAAGGGACGAUAGGAAGAAGAGGGGGCCAUUAUAAAUGUUGGCGUAUGCGCACACGAAAUUGAGAGUGAUCCGAUUGCCUCUUCGGGAUUCUCCGUCAUGGAGGGACCUGAGACGGGCGGACGCGCGCCAGUUGGCGAUCGGCGCGCGUUAGCGGAUGGGCAUCAUAGGGGGACGCGUGACAAUGAAUCACAAUCGCUGACCGUGUCUUGCCCCGCCGUCAUCCUGCUCCAGUCCCGCCGUUCGUGAAAGGGCUGUCUGCACCCGGCAGCGUCCACGACGAGGGAGGGGGGUGGGCCUGCGAAUUUCUGCUGGGUUUUCGGGGGUCGGAAAUACUAGAGCCCCUUGUUGUCCCUUGCCCUUUUGCUUCCGCGAUGGCGCGCUGGCGCGGACCGUCGGCGACGAGCUCCCCACCCGCGAGUCAUGUCGCUCGCGGUGCCGGUCGCAGAUUGCGAUCCUGUCCGUGGAUCAGCAGCUGCGAACAAGGAUGUCUCUGGGACGGCAGAUACUUCACCAAACGCUCGCACUGGGUGCGCAUCCCGUAACUGGGGCCGAUCGGUAUGCACAUCCGCGCAGAUAGCCGGGGCCGCCAGGUGCGGAAUCUUCCGAGAAGGGGCGACCGAAAUUGUAUCAGAUUCAGAUUGUGCAAUCACAGCGACGCCAGAGUGCAGCGAAGGCCUGCGGCGGCGGGGCGGCCAUGAUCCAUCUGGUUCAACUCAGGCCGUGCUCGGUGUUUGCCGCACGUUCUCGUUGGAAAUGGGCGCCCAGACCAUGUGCUUCACGUGCCGAAGAUCUUCAACACCUGCGCGACGAGUACAAUGUUCCUUUCGCACCAACAAUGACCUAACCCAAGCGCGCCCCCUCGCAACAUACCCGACGCCCAUUCAGUCCCGCGUAGCCGCUCAAUUGAGAAAAUCAAAGACGACCCUAGCCAUCCAUGCCCUCAAACAGCAGGAUACCGCGUACCUCGGCGCUAUCCAGCUCAAGUCCGAGCUCGAACUCUGCACAUCACAAAGCCACCCUGCGUCGCCUGCGCGUGCUGCCGGAACGUCGGCAGCGACGCGAGGUCGACCGUCCACUUGCACAGCUCGACAGUCUCGCCCUCGUCUGUAUAGCGCAUGAUCUUCUCCGAAUCACUCGUGUACAGCGUCGCGAUGAACGUCGAGUCUGCCAGCAGUCAGCCACAUACGACUGAUGGGACCAAAGCCUAUGCAUACCCUGUGGCGACUGCGAGUACUUGCUGCAGCGAAACACGUCAGUACGGCCACCUCUGCGUCAUCUCACGAUCCGCGUACCAGAACCGCGUCGUCACGCGCUGCCUAAGCACUAAUCAGCCGCCGCAC
Molecule: messenger RNA, 1352 nt
Organism: Schizophyllum commune H4-8
Lineage: Eukaryota; Fungi; Basidiomycota; Agaricomycetes; Agaricales; Schizophyllaceae
Exons: 3
Coding region: 433-1131 (232 amino acids)
Source: RefSeq, a predicted model, not a curated record